AUGACCGCAUCGUCUGAACCCCUCGCUCAACUGUCAAACCUACCCAAUGCCGACGGUUCUGCUACCUUCUCAUAUUGUGGGUAUGUCGUCACCGCCGCCGUCAAUGGCCCCAUUGAGGCACCUCGCCGUGACGAAAACCCUUUUGAGGCGUUGAUAGAUGUGGUUGUCAGACCAGCCGCAGGAGUUGGAGGUAAGGAUCGACCCUUUCAUCUCAACCUCCAGAGUCUAAUCAUUUGGCCAGGUACUGCUGAGAGGCAGCUCGAGUCGAUCCUGCAAGCCGCGCUUCGACAGCUCAUCCCAAUUCGAAACUUUCCCAGGUGCAUGAUCCAGGUGACGCUUCAGAUCAUGGAGGCGCCUGAAAAUGCAUAUCAAAACACGAAGCUACUUCAGGCUCAAUCGAAUCUUGCCAUCAUCCCCGCCCUGUUCCAUGCUGCUAUCCUUGGGCUGUUGACUGCUGCCGUCCCUCUCAAGACGAUUGCAACAGCAACAACGCUUGCUAUUCCGGCCGGCUCUGGCGCUCUCAUUAUUGACCCGAGCCCUGAAGAGUCGGCUCAGGCCAGGUCUCUCCACGCAUUAGCAUUUACAUCCCACGACGAGCUGUUACUUGCCGAGAGUUCAGGGUCAUUCUCGAUUGAGGAUUGGGACAGGGUUCUGGAAACGGGUCAGCGUGUGUGCUGCCGAGAUCAGGAAUCAGGGCUCGACGCAGCCAUGUCAGGAGAUGGACUGGAGUCCCAAAGCAUCAGGGCAUUCAUCCGAUCAGUCAUGGAAACCAAGACCGCGACAGAUCUCAACUGGAAGCAAGGCCUGGACCAAUGA
This is a messenger RNA of Metarhizium acridum CQMa 102, 816 nucleotides long. NCBI's taxonomy places the organism in Eukaryota, Fungi, Ascomycota, Sordariomycetes, Hypocreales, Clavicipitaceae. The record is from RefSeq and is a predicted model, not a curated record.